UUGAAACAAUCUGUAGUCAAGUGGCGCGUAGUAGGAAGGAUGGAGUCGCUGCCGGCGGAUAGAAUAAUUCGUGCUAAGAGCAGCGGUAACGUCAUGCACGCCGCUGUGGAUUUUAUAGCUGGUUCACUGGGUGGAAUCAGUAUGGUUUAUGCGGGUCAGCCGCUGGAUACUGUCAAAGUCAAAAUGCAGACAUUUCCAAAUCUGUACCGGGGUAUGAUGGACUGUUUGCGACAGACAUGGAUGAAAGAAGGUUUACGUCGUGGCUUGUAUGCCGGUGCAGUGCCCGCAGUAAUUGCAAAUGUUGCUGAGAAAUCAGUUCUCUUUGUUGCUUAUGGUUCGUGCCAAAAACUGAUUAUGAAGCUGACGGGCAUACAGAGAGUGGAGGAACUAAGAACAUUCUCCAAUGCAGCAGCUGGUUCACUUUCUGCGAUUUUCUCAUCCCUUACGCUUUGUCCAACAGAGUUGGUGAAAUGCAAACUGCAGGCUCUGCGAGAGACAAGUUCACAGUCUAAAACAGCUACUCAAAACUGUGGGCCCAUAAAAAUGACGAAAUACAUAAUAAAAAAUGAAGGAGCAAUGGGCCUGUUUAGAGGUCUGACUUCAACUAUGGCUCGAGAAAUGUUUGGCAACUUCUUCUUUUUUGGAGGAUAUGAAGGUGCUCGUCAGUUGCUCACACCUCCAGGGAAAUCAAAGGAUGAAAUUGGAGCUGUACGUACAAUGGUUGCUGGUGCUACAGGUGGUUUUGUUUUUUGGCUUGUUGUGUUUCCUGUGGAUGCUGUAAAAUCAAGAAUACAGGUUGGCGGUCUGAAAGAACCCAUGAUAUCUGUUGCCUUAAGGGUGGCCCGUCAAGAAGGGAUUUCUGCCUUGUACAACGGCUUGCAACCAUCUCUUGUCAGAACAAUACCAGCCUGUGCUACUUUAUUUCUAGUGUAUGAAAAUAGUAAAAAGAUGUUGCUUAAACUUUUAGAAUGAACAGUACGGUAGAUUUGAAUGUUUUUAUCACAUAAUGGCAAAAUCACUGCCACAGAUUUUGUCCUCAUAGUCAUACAAGUUGCCAAUGGAAAACUGCUUAGAGGAUAGUUUGGAGCAGUAAUACUGAAUAUUGGUUGCAGUGGAGCCCUUAAUCUUUUGAUACUGACAGUGCAAACAUAAAAGGUUUUUAAAAUGUAAACCACAAGAGAAAAUCCAAGAUGGAAUAAUGACAAUAUUAUGAAGAGGAUAGACUGCUACUUACUGUAUAGAGGAGAUGCUGAGUUGCAGACAGGCACAACAAAAAGGCUGCUAAAUGUGUGAGCUUUUAGCCAAAAGAAGAAGGCAUUUUGGCUGAAAGCUCAAUGUUUAGCAGUUUUUGUUUUGCCUGUCUGUGACUCAACAUCUUGUCUACAUGGUGAGUAGAAUCUAUCCUUUUCAUAAUAUUGCUAAUUACAAGAGACUUAAUUUAAGCACAAAACUUAAAAAUUUUGUUUAUAAAUGCAAUAAAAUUAAGCAUGCAUAUAAGUAUUCAUGUGAACACUGCAAGACUGGUAAAUUGUCACUGUUUAUGUGGAGAUAAGGGUAAAUAUUAUAACACAGUGGUUAUUGAUACAGUGUGGUCAUUUGACUGGACCAAUACUUUACUCAGUACUUGACAGAAAGAAAUCUUGUAACA
Messenger RNA from Schistocerca piceifrons (Central American locust), 1648 nucleotides. Its product is annotated as mitochondrial ornithine transporter 1-like. Gene Ontology annotation, biological process: mitochondrial L-ornithine transmembrane transport. NCBI's taxonomy places the organism in Eukaryota, Metazoa, Arthropoda, Insecta, Orthoptera, Acrididae. The record is from RefSeq and is a predicted model, not a curated record. Bases 40 to 972 code for a protein of 310 amino acids. Gene Ontology annotation, molecular function: L-ornithine transmembrane transporter activity. The transcript is spliced from 6 exons.